Dioszegia hungarica is the source of this 1221-nucleotide messenger RNA. RefSeq names its product A1 cistron-splicing factor. Gene Ontology annotation, biological process: spliceosomal tri-snRNP complex assembly. The record is from RefSeq and is a predicted model, not a curated record. The coding region runs from base 1 to 1221 and encodes 406 amino acids. The transcript has 3 exons. Lineage: Eukaryota; Fungi; Basidiomycota; Tremellomycetes; Tremellales; Bulleribasidiaceae.
AUGCAGAACCUCACACCCCAACAGGCACAGGCAUUAUGGGACGCUGGAGGUUUCACUAUCCUCCCUGAUCUGCCAGAGGGGUCGGAGUACGGGCUCGAUGGGACCUACCAUACCAUCCGCAAAUCAUUCACCGGGUCCAAAUUCGUACCUCCAGGCCUACACCUAAUUACCAUCUCCCCCGCUUCGCCCGGACGAUCCUCUUCCUCAUCCCUCGGUCCAGGCGCGAUCCCACUUCGGUCCGGUAUCCUCAUACAUCUCCGGCCGAGAGAGCGUCUUGUACUAUCUUACGACACUGGAACUGAAUCUCUCGCCUAUACGUCCUCAGAUACGUCGAUGAUCAGUGAUGAUCAUCUCCGGAGCCUGGAUCCUGGUCUUGCGGCGUACCCGUUCGAUGGGCUGGACGCUUGGAAGAGCUUGACGAAUUCAAUAUCAGAAGAUGUUGUCUUGGAGGUUCUGGGGCCGAGAGGCAUAGGAGUGGAUGGUAUGAGGGGCGUCGAGGGGGAUAAGGACGAUCUAGCGGUGUCCGGGCACCCAGAAGGUGUGGGGGUGCAGGAUGGAGGCGGAAAGAUGCGUUUCGUCCAUUUCGACCUGAGGCGGAGCUGGAGAGACGGGGCCGUCGGAGAAGAGUUGACGCGCUGGGCGAGGGAUAAGAGCUGGCUGCUCGCGAGUGUGCUAGAGGGUGUGGGCCAAGACCCCUUGACACUGCUUGGACACCUUCAACUCGCCUUCAUCCUACUCCUCCACCUCUCCUCCCCCUCCAGUCUAACAGUCUACAAACGCCUCUUCUCCCUCCUCUGCCGCUCGACCAACAUCCACGUCCAACCCCUCGAACACCUUCCAGCGCCCCUUCACGCCGGUCUUCGCGCACUCUACAUCAGCUUCAUAGCGGCCUUCACCGCACAAAUUCAGGCCUUGCCCGACGGGGUCUUCGAUACAGAGCUGCCGGAGCUAGAUGUGUGGUACAACGAAGAGCUGGAGGCACUGCGUGGGAACAUCAGUCGGGCGAUGGGCGAGGCGGACGGUCUGUGGGCGGAUGGAGAGGCCAGGAAGGAAUUGAGAGUAGGAUGGGAGGGGAUGAGGGUGGUCGCGAGAAGGAAGUUUGGAUGGGAAAUAGGGGAGUUGCAGAGUCUGGCGCAGCUGUUUGAUGGCCUUGGAGAAGAGGACGAAGACGAGGAUGGGGAGUACGCGCCGGUUGUAGUGGACGUCCCGGAUGAUUUGUAA